AUGAAUUCCUAUCUGCUCAACAGAGCCCUCGGGUCUGUCACACCGAAUGCAUUUCACGUUGCUCAAACCUCUCGGCUAGUGCACCAUCUCGAGCCUGCACCUGGCAUUCGCUUCUCUAGUGGCAGCGCGGCAGCUCGAUCUCAAGAUGACGCGACAGCUUUCGAUCAGGAGUUUGACCCUUUGACUGGAGUUUUUGCGCACAAGUCUGGGGUCAAAUGCCUGGCGGUUGAUCAAUUCGAAGGUCGAUAUAUGAUCUCCGGCGGCGCAGACCCAUCCAUUCAUCUUUGGGACCUCGAAAGUAGAGGCUCAGAGCUCGAACAUCUUCAUCGAUCCUGUGCGACAGUUAGCAAAUCCUCGCAUACUGAUGCGCAUACACACGCGAUCACCUCGCUCUCGAUCUACCCAUUUGAUCCUGUUCCAUCAACUAUAUUCUCGACCUCCCAUGAUGGCACCUUGAAGCUUUCCGCGUUACAAUCUCCGGCAAUAACUCCGGUGCAUACAUUUAGUCUUGACUGCACGCCGUACGCGCACUCCUUCUCGUCCCAGCCCGGCUCAACUCUACUUGUUGCAGUUGCCACAUCGGAGCAAUCAGUACGGCUCGUGGAUCUACGAUCUGGACUUUCUACUCAGGGCUUACCGGGACAUACUGACGCCGUGCUAUCAGUAGCUUGGGCUCCGCACAGACCCUAUCUACUUGCAUCGGGUUCAGUCGACAAUCGAGUUAUCAUAUUUGAUGUGCGACGCGGCGGUCACAACUCAGCGAUAGCAACACUGGACAUGGAUGAUCCAGUCGGACUUGUGGAUCCGAACUCCGGAUCUGUACCAGAAAAAUAUGAAUGCCGUCCGGCCUUUUCCCGUCAUGCCCGCGCCCAUAACGGUGCCGUAACUGGCGUGCGAUGGACAUCCAAUGGAAGUCACAUAGUCACCACCGGACAGGACUCGCGUAUCAGGGUCUGGGAUUCUGCAACGGGUGCAAACACCUUAGUCCAUUUUGGACCCCGUGUGCGCAACAGUGCAACAUCUCACCUGGCAGAGCGAGCGCCUCUCCUGAUUCCCAAGAGCUGUAUGGGCCCCAGCCAAGAAACACUCCUGUGGCCAAAUUUCAAUGAACAAGAUGACCGAGGCGAGAUCUUCAUGUUCGAAUUCCGAGAGGGCAAAUUCAUCAAGCGUCUCCGUGUCCCAGGCCUUCUAGGGACACAGUCAGCCCGAGGUCGAUCUAACGCACUUGGAGCAGCGCGGAUUAAUGACCUAGUCUGGCGUGGCAAUGGAGCCUCGGGGGAAGGCAUAGAGAUGUUCUCUGCACACGGUGAUGGAACCAUUCGUACCUGGGUAUCUCGGGAACCGGAUGGAGAACCCACCGAAGAAGAUGAGGUCGAGAUCGCGGACCGCAAGAGGAAACGCGAUGUUCUCGCAGAAGUAUACCAGGGGUUUCUUGGCCCAUCCACUCCUACAAGCUAUACGUGA
Molecule: messenger RNA, 1464 nt
Organism: Penicillium maclennaniae
Lineage: Eukaryota; Fungi; Ascomycota; Eurotiomycetes; Eurotiales; Aspergillaceae
Product: WD repeat protein
Exons: 2
Coding region: 1-1464 (487 amino acids)
Biological process (GO): protein polyubiquitination; transcription-coupled nucleotide-excision repair; proteasome-mediated ubiquitin-dependent protein catabolic process
Cellular component (GO): Cul4A-RING E3 ubiquitin ligase complex; nucleotide-excision repair complex
Molecular function (GO): protein binding
Source: RefSeq, a predicted model, not a curated record